This is a messenger RNA of Hevea brasiliensis (rubber tree), 767 nucleotides long. RefSeq names its product beta-glucosidase 18-like. The coding region runs from base 62 to 424 and encodes 120 amino acids. Gene Ontology annotation, molecular function: beta-glucosidase activity. Gene Ontology annotation, biological process: carbohydrate metabolic process. The record is from RefSeq and is a predicted model, not a curated record. NCBI's taxonomy places the organism in Eukaryota, Viridiplantae, Streptophyta, Magnoliopsida, Malpighiales, Euphorbiaceae. The transcript is spliced from 5 exons.
CUUCGCAGAUAUCUGUUUCGAGGCUUUUGGGAAACAUUGGAUUACCCUCAAUGAAGCUAACAUGGUGGCUCAAUAUGGCUACUACAGUGGAAUAUGGCCACCAAACCGAUGCUCUCACCCUGCAGGCAAUUGCAAAGCUGGAAACUCUGACUUAGAACCCUACAUUGCUGCUCAUAAUAUGAUAUUGGCGCAUGCCACAGCAACUGAAAUUUAUAGAAAGAAGUAUCAGGAAAAACAAGGAGGGAAGAUUGGCAUUGUACUGCAUUUCUAUUGGUAUGGGCCAUUGAGAGACAUUCCAGCCGAUCGUGUGGCUGCUCAACGAGCUCUAGGUUUCAUUGCGGCUUGCAUGGAGAAGACAAUAAUGUACUUCAAAGAUGGAUACAACAACACGCCCAUGUACAUAGAACGGAUAUGCACAGCCUAGUAGCAGAAACAUUGAAGAUAUGCUCAAUGACACGAACAGGUUAAAGUACAUGCAGGGUUAUCUCGCAAUAAGGAAUGGAGCAGAUGUGAGGGGGUUACUUCCAUUGGUCUCUAAUAGAUAACUUUUAGUGGACUUAUGGUUAUACAAUAAGCUUCGGAUUGUAUCAUGUAGACCGCACAACAAUGCAGAGAACACCAAAAAGAUCAGCCAAAUGGUUCCAGCAUUUCCUAAAAAAUGAAUCUACUUCCUCCAUGCUCGAGAAUCGCAACAGAACAAUAUUGUGCGAAUGUUCAUUCAUUUAUUUAUCGAUGUCAUCCCAUGUACUAUAAUAUUCAAGCUUCUA